CUCUCGAUGUGUCCCGCCUCGCAGCCGCCGCCUCUCUCUGCCCCAGAGGGGAAGGCGGAGCCGGACCCGAAGCCGGACCGGGGCCAUGCCAGGGGUUGGGGCCGGGCUAAGGCUGGCGCUGCUGGGAGCGCGGCGGGCGGCGGGCUGGAGCCGCGGUGCUGCCAUGUCUUCUCAGUCUCACUGGUUAACAACAGAGGAGAGGAGCCAAGUUUUACUUGAUCUCAAAGCUUCAGGCUGGUCUGAGUUGGGUGAAAGAGAUGCCAUCUACAAAGAGUUCAAUUUCAAAAAUUUUAAUCAGGCUUUUGGAUUUAUGACACGUGUUGCUCUGCAAGCAGAGAAGAUGAAUCACCACCCAGAGUGGUUCAAUGUCUACAGCAAGGUUCAGAUAACUCUGAUUUCCCACGACUGUGGUGGACUGACCAAGAGAGAUGUGAAGCUGGCUCAGUUUAUUGACAAAGCUGCUGCCUCAGUGUAAUCAAGAUGUGAAACACUUUCCUACAGCAUCCACCAGUAUUUUGUGUUUAAAUGGGAUCCCUCCUUCCUUGUAAUUGAUUUCACAACCCCACUGAGGCGAGAUACUUUGUAGGAAGAGUGGCUUAGCUUGCUUUGCCUUUUAGUCUGAGCCCCCUGUACUAGUCCUUUGCUAUCACCAGCUCUGCCUGAGGAUGGAGCAGAUACAUCAGCAACAAAUAAGAACCAUGGAAUAAUCAUGUUUGGAAAGGACCUUCAAGAUCAUCGAGUCUAACUGUCAGUACAAUUUGGAGCAAUCCUGUUCUUGGAACUAAAGCAAGCUGGAAUGAAAGUAGGAGCCCACGUGUCAGUGUUCCCCAAGUCCCCAGGAGCUGAGGCUGGUGGCAGCUGCCACAUGAACCUGCCCUGUGUCCAGAUGCUUCCCUCCAAUGCAUCUGUACAUCUCUGCACUUCAGACAGCAUGGGAGCAACCAGACUGGGGCAGUCCCCUCUGCCUUGGCACCUCCAUCUCUGCUUCUGACUGCUGACAAGAACAGGGAUGCUGGUGAGAGGUGUGCAAGCAGCUGAUGAUGUUUCCUUUUGGUUACAGCUUUGCAUUUUGGUGUUUAUUUGGUGCUUGUCCAAUGGCUCUUCCAAGACAUCUGCCCUCUUGGCAUCCCCCAGCCUGACGGAUACAUCCAGCACAAGUCUGGAGAACCCUUCCUCAGCUGAGAUCCUGCAGUUGCUGAAAACGUAAGCUCUGGUCCAGAAAAAAAUAAUCCUAGUCAGCUUCCAGCAUUCACAUCAUUAAAGGAAGCCUGUGCUUCAGUAGUUGGCUUGGGUCAGUGCUCAGCACCCUGCAGGUUUGAGCCAUUAUUUGUGUUGUAUUUUUCCUGUACCCUCUGGGUUGGGGUGGCAGAAAGCUUUGCCAGGCACCCAGAGCUGCUGGUGGUGGAGGAAGCAGCAUUAGCAGGAUUCUUGCUCAGCAGGGCUCAGCUGAAGCUGUGUUCACCAUUGUUUUGUUUUGUUUUGUUUUGUUUUUUAAUGCAGCUACAAUUACUCAUCUCUCUAAGUUCUUCCAAGAGCUGCAGAUCCCUCUGACCAAGUUUAAAAUAACUUCCCUGGUUUGAAAGUCCUUCAUUUUUUUAUCUUAUGAUCCUGCCUGAGACAGAUUUCCACUGCUGGCAGAGAGAUUUCCAACCUGUUUAAACCUUGGAGAAGGACCUGGUCCUGCUGCCCGAGUGUCCCCAGCGUGCAGCAUCAUGCCCAGGGUGGGGAGAUUGACAUCUCCAAAAUGCCAGAGAACAUUGCUGGGAUGGCACUGGUGGCACAGCUCCUGGCUACCCACAAGUGAGACACGUGGGGUGCCAAAAUCUCUUGUCAGGUGGAUGUAGAUGUGAGGUGGGUGGUCUGGGAGCUGUUUGGGAUGCAAAGUGCCCGUGGUUGCUGAGCAAGUAUUCGUGGAUGUAAAAUCCGAGGGGUAUUUUGAGUAAUCCCCUGGCACCUGCUACCUGGUGGUGGGAAAGGGACAGUGUUGGGGUUUCUUGUUUCUUGAGGUAUCAAGUUCAUGCCUAAAAAUCCCCAAAUUUGGAUGAGUUGCUCAAGUGUUCUUAGCUUUCAGUGCCUUUCAGCAGAUUUCCCUGAUAUGGUUUGGAAAUGAUGGCUGUGGGGAGGAACAACUAAAAGCAAACCAAACAACCAGUCUGUGAUGUCUCUUCUUCCUGAUGGGGAAGUAAAAGGAGCUUCAUGCAAAGUUUUGGCAAUGUAUCAAACGAGCUG
Molecule: messenger RNA, 2229 nt
Organism: Calypte anna (Anna's hummingbird)
Lineage: Eukaryota; Metazoa; Chordata; Aves; Apodiformes; Trochilidae
Gene: PCBD2
Product: pterin-4 alpha-carbinolamine dehydratase 2
Exons: 4
Coding region: 86-475 (129 amino acids)
Biological process (GO): tetrahydrobiopterin biosynthetic process
Molecular function (GO): 4-alpha-hydroxytetrahydrobiopterin dehydratase activity
Source: RefSeq, a predicted model, not a curated record